This is a messenger RNA of Cuscuta epithymum, 1987 nucleotides long. NCBI's taxonomy places the organism in Eukaryota, Viridiplantae, Streptophyta, Magnoliopsida, Solanales, Convolvulaceae. The record is from the annotation of a GenBank genome assembly.
GGAAAGGGUCUUCUGAAAAUCGCAUCACCACAUCUCUUUGGAUUUUGAAACUCAAUUUUAUAGACAAAAACACCAAGUCAUAUGCAAUUUGAAUGUAGUUUCAUUUGACCUGGAAUUGAAUUGAAUUGAAUAAUGGCCGGGGAAAACAAUCCUCAAGAGAUGAAGGUGGUGAAGGGACCAAAUGGCUAUGUGCUUGAAGAUGUUCCUCACUUGAGCGAUUACCUCCCCAACAUCCUUACUUUUUCUAAUCCAUUGCGUUCUGAUCCUGCAUAUUCAGUUGUGAAACAAUACUUUGUUGACAUGGAAGAUGUAGUGCCCCAAAAGGUUGUUGUUCACAUUGAUAGUCCAAGAGGUGUACAUUUUAGACGUGCUGGUCCUCGUCAAAAGGUGUAUUUUUGUCCAAGUGAGGUGCAUGCAUGUAUUGUAACAUGUGGUGGUUUAUGCCCUGGCUUAAAUACUGUGAUCAGGGAAAUUGUUCAUAGCCUUCACACAUAUGGUGUCACUGAAGUCCUUGGAAUAGAAGGUGGGUAUAUGGGUUUCUAUGCGCGGAAUACAAAAAAAUUAACCCCAAAGCUUGUAAAUGACAUACAUAAACGUGGUGGUACAAUCCUUGGAACAUCUAGAGGAGGUCAUGAUACCACCAAAAUUGUAGAUAGCAUACAGGAACGUGGAAUUAACCAGGUGUAUAUAAUUGGUGGCGAUGGAACUCAGAAAGGAGCAGCACUAAUCUAUAAGGAAAUUAGACGGCGUGGUCUCCAUGUUUCUGUGGCCGGAAUUCCCAAAACAAUUGACAAUGACAUUCCGGUUAUUGAUAAAUCAUUUGGCUUUGAUACUGCUGUAGAGGAGGCUCAACGUGCCAUCAAUGCGGCUCAUGUUGAAGCUGAAAGCGCUGAGAAUGGCGUUGGUGUGGUGAAGCUAAUGGGUCGCUAUAGUGGAUUCAUUGCCAUGUAUGCUACACUGGCCAGCAGAGAUGUUGACUGCUGUUUGAUCCCAGAAUCACCAUUCUACCUUGAAGGAAGCGGUGGACUUCUUGAGUUCGUCGUGAAACGACUAAAAGAAAAUGGACACAUGGUUCUUGUGGUAGCUGAAGGAGCAGGACAGGAACUCAUUGCCGAGGAGACCUCAAAUUCCAAGACUGGAAAAGAUGCCUCAGGGAACAAGCUUCUCCGUGAUGUCGGUUUAUGGCUUUCCCAAAAAAUCAAGGAUCAUGCUAAACAGCAAAACUUUCCUAUCACUCUUAAAUAUAUAGAUCCAACCUAUAUGAUUCGUGCUAUCCCUAGUAAUGCCUCUGACAAUGUGUAUUGCUCAUUGCUCUCUCAAAGUGCCGUCCAUGGAGCAAUGGCUGGGUAUACGGGCUUCACUUGUGGGCUAGUCAAUGGUCACCAGACUUACAUCCCGUUCAAUCGCAUCACGGAGCAGCAGAACCAUGUUGUGAUUACUGACAGAAUGUGGGCCCGACUUCUUUCGUCCACGAAUCAGCCAAGCUUCUUGCAACCGGACUUGGUUGAUGAAGCUCACAGUGAGGUGUUUGAUGGAGAUAGUAGUGUUGAGCCUAUGAAGACAGGUAAAUGAAGACUCACCCACCUCAGCAUGACAGAAAUAAAAGUGCAUACCCUCUCUCUAAUGGCAACUAUAUAUUGAUCUCUGGUGGAAUGAGUCAUGCAGGAAAUCUUUUGAAAUUCAUUGAUGUGUUUAGGUGCCUCAGAUGCUAAUGGUCAGUUGCUAUUUGGAGGUUCAACACCUGAUUUUUAUUUUUUAUUGUUUGAUUACUAACAGAGAAAAGCGUUAGGGAGUGGGUUUCAAAUUUUGCAGUCUUAGAAAUUAUAGUUCAGCAUGCAAAGAAAAUAUAUUGUAAUGAUUUCCUAUGACUGAGUGAUAUAAAUAUACCAUUCAACAGUAGUGAUUAUAUGGGAAACGACUCACUGACAUGAAAAUAUGGUGGUCUAAUCUUUUUUAUAUGAAUUUAAUGAUUUGACUAUUAUCGUUA